Messenger RNA from Aspergillus melleus, 363 nucleotides. RefSeq names its product membrane magnesium transporter family protein. Bases 1 to 363 code for a protein of 120 amino acids. The record is from RefSeq and is a predicted model, not a curated record. Gene Ontology annotation, biological process: protein folding in endoplasmic reticulum. Gene Ontology annotation, cellular component: EMC complex. The transcript has 3 exons. Lineage: Eukaryota; Fungi; Ascomycota; Eurotiomycetes; Eurotiales; Aspergillaceae.
AUGGGAUACCUAUCCCGCCUCGCCACAUUCUUCGGCCUCGUGCUGCUGGCCCACGCAGGCUACUCUGCGCACGAACAUACCCUCCUAUCCAGCAACGCCCGUCUCACCAGCGCCUCCAGCGCGCUCCCGCACGACAUCGUCAUCGAAGCCCUCGUCUCGCUCGUCAUCGUCUCCGUGGGCCUUGUGCUCGGGGCCCCGGAAUUGAAGCCUGUUAGUUGGAGCGAGUGGGCGGGACAGAUUGAACGGGAGGGAGGGGCGAGGAAUCCCUAUCGUAGGUUGGAUGAGAGGUAUGGGUUUUGGGAUGUUAGGGCCAAGAGAAAGGAAUUCGCGGACUGGGUGAAGGGAGAUAUCCCGAAGGCUUGA